Astrephomene gubernaculifera is the source of this 3358-nucleotide messenger RNA. The record is from the annotation of a GenBank genome assembly. Lineage: Eukaryota; Viridiplantae; Chlorophyta; Chlorophyceae; Chlamydomonadales; Astrephomenaceae.
CAUAGGUUCAACUUGUUAAAAAGACCCAUUUUCACCGCGUGCAAACGGCUGCAUCUUAGAGGGUUAUCAUACGCCCGCACACACUAGCUGCGCGGUCGCCUCAUUUGACAUGGAUGCGCUGCUCAGUGCUUGCAAGAGGGCAAAUGAUUACGUUACGACAGACCCCCUUACCGGAGACGAAGUCUUCGGCGGUGACGUCGAGAAGGAGCUUUACACCGCAUCAGAGGCAGCUCUUGCUUCGGGAUGCUCGCCAGCCAAAGUACUAGGCAAACUGGCAGACGUAUACUCGCUGACGUCUGACAACUGUAUACCGGAGAAGUUGGUGGCUCUGCUCUUGCGGCACGGCUUACAUCCCGACACGCCCAUUCGCUCGACCUGCUACCUGAUAUAUAGGCUCCAUGCCAAGUGCCCGCCGCCCUUCAUGUAUACUGGGCCGAAGACGACGCAAGCUUACAAUCCCAACAAGGUCUACUUUGAAGACCUAAUCGACCUUGGACCGAACCCUGAAAUCAGGACUUCCUCUGGCGGCACUGCGUUGCACUUCGUGGUGAGCAAGGCGCUCAAGAAGCAGUACUAUCCGGACCUGCCCGGCCGCAUGGUCCUGAUGGGCGUGUCGCCUAGGGACCUGUACGGAGAUGACGGCCGGGCUCAAUUCCUGCAGGAGGCAUUUCCCCUCAUGCUGGAGGCCGGCUACUCGCCCACCGCCACCGACGCAGCGGGUCACACCGUCAUUCAGCUGCUGAAGGAGGGCUACAACGACUACAGCAGGAGGGUGGACUGCCUCAAGCAUUUCGACGCGGACGAGGGGCACCUGCGCAUGCAAGUCGCCAUCCGCACCGCCCUCGAGCUAUGCGGGGAGCAGGCGCCCGCGCACAUCCCCAGCCCCUCCAAGGCAUCCCCCGCCGCUGCGACCUCUGCUGCUGCUGCUGCACGAUCCCCCAAGGCAGCAGCAGCCACAGCAGCUCCUCCGUCCCCGGCGACACCCGAGGCGUUCCAAGACGCGCGCAUGCCCUUCGGCAAGCACAGCGGCUGGCGGCUGACCGAGCUGCCCGCAAGCUACAUCGAGUGGAUGUGUAGCGUGGAUGACUUCUUCGACGGCUCGCCACGGAAGCAGGUGCUGCUGGAGGAGCUGUUGGGGCUGGGGCUGGUGCGGCAGGCGCGGCCGGGAGGCCGGGUGGUGGCGACCACGCAGACGGGCAGGAAGCGCCGACUGGACUGGCUGGACUGGGGUUACGAUGAUUGCGUGUGGGGUUACGACCCGCAAGGAGAGUUGGAUGAGGCUGAGGUUGAGGAGGAGUGGGAUGAGGAGGGGUUCGAGCCGGAGGGGUCCGUGCCUCUGGACCCGGAUGAGGAUGAUGAGGAGUACUUGGAGAAGGAGGGGGAUGCCGAGGAGGAGGAUGCCGAGGAGGGGGAUGACGACGAGGAGGAGGAGGAGGAGGAGGGGGAUAAUGAUGAUGCGGAUGAGGGAGGACAGGAGGAAACGGAGGGCGGUGAGGAGUAGUUGUGAAGCCGAGGGGCUUGCGCGCUUGGGGCUAUCAUGCGUCGUGGCUUGAGGAUGUGUAGUAUCAUGAGAGGAUGGAUGCAUUGCAUUAUUGCAGGCUGGACGAGGCAGAUGUACGGAUAUGAGCACCGCUACAUAUAGCAUGCAAAGUACGGCAGAUCGCCGUACAUAUGUCGCAUGGUUGAAAUCUGUGCCUGGUUCCGUUGUCAAACAUGGCAUGUGUUGGCGACCCCGCCCAUUGUCGCAGUUGCAUUGCUGUUUAUCGGAUUAUUGGCAAUACUCUCAACAACAGCAUAAGCCGCGCCGUGUAGGCGCUUGUCCUGACUUGUGUUUUCUGCAAGCUGCGCUUUGCCUGCUGGAUGCGGCGUAACAGUUGGGAUGUCGGUUGCUGUUGGUUGCCGCGACCGUGUUGCCAAGGUGCCCAUUGCAGGUAGUAUACCGGUAUGUUGUUCGAAGCAAGUUCGUGGGUUUGUGACUUAUCAGGCAUCUGAGCAAACACGUUGCCUGUUAUGAUUGCUUGGUAGCAUGGAUGAGGGGUGCAUGUGUUUAUCUUGCGUUGCGCAGGAGGUUGGGUCAGGUCACGCAGGGGUUUAGCUCUCGUAGCACGAUUAGCACCCGUUGGCCUUCUUAAACGCUCGUUAGCUGCAUACACCGGCGAAUGGGCCGGGCUGGUCCGGAACCCCCCCCCCCAAUGUUGGGGUAUGGGAUUGGGACUCUUGUUGUUUGCACUUAUAUUAUAAUUCCCCCCACACACAGCCCCCCAUGUAACAAUCUGGCAGUUUUUAAGGAGUACCGGAUGUGACCUCCAUAGCCCAGAUGCAUGCAACAUGCUCAUCCGGACUGCGGAAAGCAUGUAUCGGUCGUGUAAUUGCUCAUACGGGCAAGACCUUCAAAUAAGAAAUUUGGCAGCGAUAGACAUGUUAGCUCGUUGUGCAUGAUGCGAUUAUCAGGCAAUUAAGUUUUGCUGUAGUGUGAAUAGAAGCCGCCCUACAAGAGCGUGCCGCUGAAGCGGGUUCAGUUCAAGCCGACGGGUCGCCGCCGCGGCCGUACAUUGCGUGCGUGUCAUGCUUGUGAACUGCAUGCAGGGCAUGCCUUCCUGAACUUGCCUUAAUACUUACCACACCUGUGGCAUAAAAUCCUUUACACUUUCUUUCAUUUGAUAAGAAAAUAUCGUCGCAUAUGGGUCGGGAACAUUAGCGGCGAAAGGCGACUCGAAUGGACAUCCUCCGCAGCACCUGCCAGACGGAACAAGAGGGCGCGGAUUUUGAUCUAGUGUCGCAGCGUCCGUGUUUUAAGUAUGGAGCCGGCGAUAGGAUUUGCGCGGCAGCCGAAAGGGCCCUAAAUGCAAAGGCCUCGAUGUCGGAGACUUACCACCUCCUAAUGGAUACUUACGCGGCCAUAGAAUCAACCAGCCUGCCCGAAAAGCUUGAAAAGCUGCUUAUGAAGCACGGCCUGCAUCCCGACACGCCCCUGGGUCCGGCAUGCUUCCUGCAUCUCAAGCUGGGCAGCGACCACCCGCCUCCUUGCAGGCCCAAAGCAGCAGAAGACGUUGACCCCAACAGGGUCUACUUGGAGGACUUGUUGGAGUUGGGUCCCGAUGUUGACCUGCGGACCUCCUCUGGCGGCACUGCCAUGCAUUUGGUGGUUGGACGGUUGCUCGACAAGGAGUGCCUGCCCGACCUGCCAUCCCGUGACGUUUUAAUGGGUGCUGCUCCGCAAGACCGCUAUCAGGACAAACACAGGGCCUGCUACCUGCGGCAAGUGGUUUCCGUGCUGAAGAAGGCCGGCUACUCGCCCACCGCAACCGACGCCGAGGGUCGCACCGUCAUUCAGCUGCUGCAGGAGGGCUACAACGAG